GACAAGUAACGUGCGCGUGUCCGUACGUUCCAUUAGUCCCUUCUUCAAGUGUCCCAUGAUUCUCCGUCCACCGGCGACAAUGAUCUGCCUGUUUUUGUCUGUAUUGUCUUACUUAAUUCAGCCAGGCUGGACCGGUGUAAAUGAACGCACCUUCAUUGCUGUAAAACCGGAUGGCGUGCAGCGCAAACUGGUGGGAGAAAUCAUGCGUCGCUUUGAAAAGAGAGGUUUCAAAUUGGUGGGACUCAAACUUGUGCAGGCAUCAGAGGACCUUCUCAGGGAACACUACUGGGAACUGAGGAGUAAGCCUUUCUUCAAGGAACUGAUGAGCUACAUGAGCUCUGGACCAAUUGUAGCAAUGGUGUGGGAGGGUUUGGACGUGGUCAAGACUGCACGCAAGAUGUUGGGAGAGACCAAUCCUGCUGACUCGCUGCCUGGAACCAUCCGAGGAGAUUACUGUGUAGAAGUGGGCAGGAACGUGAUCCACGGCAGUGACUCUGUGGAGAGCGCCCAGAAGGAAGUCUCUCUGUGGUUUCGACAGAACGAGCUUCACUGCUGGGAGGACAACAGCAGCCACUGGAUCUACAACUGACCAUCUACAUGUGCUGUGUGGGCUCCUGUAGGUAUACCAGUGUUUUUUUAUACUGGUGUCAUUACAAGAUGAAUCACAUCAUACCUCAGAAACAUUUUUUUUGGCUUUAGUAGCUUGUAGCCACGUGGGAGACAAGGUGUCCUUUUUUUCAUACAAUUUAUUUUGUAUCUAUCUGAACUACAUUUCUGAGGUGAAAUUAUAUUACAAAGCAAAAAUCCACUAAGUGAGCAAUACUCAUUAACAUGACAGUGUCUGCUUCUGUUAGUUUUCAUUGUCAUCUUACGUUAGUCCAGACACUAGCACGUGUUUACAGUUUAAAGCAAUGAGCUUGGAAUGUGGAGCAAUACAAUGUUUUGAUUUGUGUUUAUUGUGGGUUAACGCAUCAGGGAAUGGCAAGAAAAUAGCUGCAUUUAAAUCCACCCUAAAGGUUGAUUUCUAAAAUAUACAUGUUUCUCCUGUAGUAGUACUUGCAUUGAAAACCCAUUAACAUGGGAGCAAGGAACACAAUGAUUGUCUUUCUACACACAUGGUUUUUCAGUUUCCUGUACGUUUUUAAAUUCUUUAAGAUUGUAAAACAGAAGCGUCUUAUUUUUGAAACUUUUUUUUUGAAAGUUUCAAAAAUAAGAUGCUUAACAGCUUUCAAUGACCUCUUAUUUUGUAAUUUGUCAGGCUUAGUUUCCAAAUUUAAGAUACUGCACUAUAUUAUUAUAUAAUACGCUAAUAUAUUUCAUUCAAUAAAAUUUUUACUUUCUCUAAUGACUGCUUUUGUCAUAUUUGUGCUUUUCUAAAAUCCCAUGAUGCUGUAUGAAUUGUAUUGGAAUGGUCUAAAAAAAAUUAAAACAAGUUUAGUCAG
Messenger RNA from Etheostoma spectabile (orangethroat darter), 1442 nucleotides. It is a transcript of the gene nme3, whose product is annotated as NME/NM23 nucleoside diphosphate kinase 3. Lineage: Eukaryota; Metazoa; Chordata; Actinopteri; Perciformes; Percidae. The coding region runs from base 56 to 589 and encodes 177 amino acids. The transcript has 5 exons. The record is from RefSeq and is a predicted model, not a curated record. Gene Ontology annotation, biological process: UTP biosynthetic process; GTP biosynthetic process; CTP biosynthetic process. Gene Ontology annotation, molecular function: nucleoside diphosphate kinase activity.